AAAAGGGUUUAGGUCAUCGUCGCAUUGAGUAUCUCCGAUAACUACUCUCUCUCGUUUAUUCGCCGUCGACGGAGCAAGAGCAACCCUUCGUUCUCAGGUUUGAGAAACUGUGAGAGCUGAGAGUUGGGGUAGAGAUGACAUUGGAUUACAAACCUUCAGAAGAGUUCCAAGUCAGUAAACUACAGUCGCUCCUUGACUUUGAUGUGACGGGAGCGAAGGAGCUUUGGCUUAUCCAGUGCCCUAUAAGUCAUUUUCCGGAAAUAGAAGCGAAGGAGCUUAAGGUUAAGCUAGAUGAAGAUGGAGUCUUGGGAGGAUUCGAGGAUUCAUACCGUAAAGAGGUUGACCUUGUUAGCUUUGCUUCUCAAGAUGCUGAUGCAACUGUGAUCAUACCAUCUGAAAAAGAAUCGAAAAUCGUUGGGAAGAUCUCCCGGCGAGUUUCUUUAGUUCGUUUCCUUGAACCUGAAGAGUUGCUCGAGACAAUGAAGGUCAAAACCCAACAGAAGCUUGCAGGAGCAGCAGUGACGAGUUCUUCUGUUAGAAACUCUAAUCCAGCUCAGAGUAGCCGGCGUAAAAGCGGACAGUCUUCUCUUCGACAUUCAACAUCCAGCAGACAGAAGAGCGUCUUUCCUAGCUCCUCCACCAAGACUCCCAUGUCUUCAAAGAGAAAGCACUCAGAGCCCUCCUCGAGCAAACAUCAUGGCUCAGCAACUACGCUUCCAGGCUCUUCAGAUCGAUCGGAUAAGUCCAAGAAGAAAGUGAAGACUGAGAAUUAACAUAUAUUCUUUUUAUAAGACAGUCUAGUUUUUUGAUGGUUAAAGAUAAUUAAUUUCGAUUAUGUAAACGAUAAGCACACCAGUAUUAACUUAUUUGGCCACAUUCUUUUAUAUCAAGUACAAGCUUUUUAGCUUCCUUGUAAUUUGUAACAAGGUCAAAGUUAGCAGCUUUUUAAUCAUAGUAUAAGUAUCAACAAAAGCUAUGUCUGCUUUGUUGUUCUUUGUUGUCUUCAAGCAUCUGUGGUUUGAGUUAUUGUUGCGGAGUCUUCUAAAAUUGACUCCAGAACGCUACAAAAUCAGCAAGUCACCCUUUUGAAUAUGAAGAAGCCUUGUGAGGUUGGUUUACAUGGUAGCAGCAUCCUCAAGUCUCAACGCAUCUGUAGUGAAUCGGAUUAAACCGGCGACCUAAUAAAUAUUGGGCUGUCAAGCUCUUUCAAUUUUCUUUUUGGGUCAGCGUCUUAUAAAACCCCAACGUCAAAUAUUUUCAUGAGCCUUGGUUCCAUUUAUUUCCGUAAUUAUCCGAUUGUACUAAUCAUUGAAAUUAGAAGAUUUUGUUAUUCAGCUUAAAUCUGGUACGACUCUUGAUGACCGUUUCGCUUAAACGUGAUUUUAAGCAUUGAUUAAUGGCAAUACGGAUUCAGUAGGACUUUUCUUAUUGAAUGCAAAUGGACAAACGAGAUACCAAUCAAAUGUAUAUAUAUAAUCACUAAUCAGCCAACCUGGAGAAUCAGAUCCCUGCAUGUUAUUUCUUUCCCUUUUUACGUAAUAUCCUCUGCUCAAUUCACUACCAAGAAAAUAUUGACUAUACAGCUGAAAUAUAUAUCCGAAUAAAUACUCACUAUAAAAACAAAUUAGUAUUACGUCGUUUAUGAAUGAGAAUAUUUGUUUUAACCUUACCAUAAAACCUUAUAAAAUCUUUGUCUCUCUAUGGUGGCCGCAGAAAAUUUAUCGGACAUAACUCUUGUUUGACCAUCCCUUACCUCCACUUCCAUCAUCUGUCUCUCUAAUCUCUCGGAAGACAGAUAAGAAUUUUAAGAGAGAGAGAGAGAGAGAAAGUACUUUUGUAUCAAAGUCUCUGUGAUCCGGUGAAAAAGAGCGUGAACAAUGCUCCGGACGAAGCAGAGGCUGCGGCGGCACGACGCUGUGAGAAAGGAAAAGAGAUUCUCAUUGAAGACGAAGUGGAGGAAGAACACAGGAAGCGUCAAUCUCUCAGUCUCUUGUUUCAUGAGAUUCUGAGAUACGAAGAAGGAGAAGAGGAACUCACGAAAAUCAAGAAACCCAUGGACAUAUGGAACAUGGAAGCAGAGGGGAGAGUAGUCAUGGUGAAUUACACGUAGAGAAGUAGCUCGAGAAGGAAGAGACAAACACCUGCCACGGAAGUAUCUUCCUUGUAAAAGCUCUUGUCCACACCUCUAAUGUACUUUUAAUCAUCUUCCAUCUCUAAGAUAGUUCAAUUGAUGAAGGUCACUUCCAUGGGAAGUCAUCCCAAGCGAUAUAUUUAUUCUUCAACUGAUCCUGCACUCUGACAUAAAGCCAACAAAUCACUAAUUUGAUAGUACGGAACCAAAUAAAAAAACUUAGUGCGAAACAUACUCUGUCCAAUUAAUUGAUGUCCGGACGGAGAUUCGGCCGAAGCUUUUUCUCCAUCCAAAGGUGAAUGGAAAGCGGCAGGGAAAUAGUUACGCAGUUCCAGCUCCAGUGGAGGAGAGCGGAGGUAAAAGUUUAGAAAUCUAACAUUGACAUGAUUGAGGUGAUGAAUUGCAAGGCAUGAGACAUGCAUAUUUAUAGUCGAAGAUUAACACAAUGGAAUUGAUUGAGGAUGCAGUCAAUGAUCAAUCUAUGUGAGGAGUGAGAAGGUGUUAUUUAUGAGGACAUUAAAGCCGACGCCUCAGUUCCAUAACGCCUUCAUCUACAGAAGGUUAAUUUUAUUACUUAAUAUUUGUUUCUAAUUAAUUAUGGAGGGUUUACUAAUUAGUAAUUUCUCUUACUUAUAGGACAAGGCAAUAGAAAAAGAAAUAACCAAUCUAUCUCGUAACAAAAGCGGCGUUUCAAAGCUUGAUACUUCUUCUCUGAUGUCAAAACUCCAAAAACCUUUGAUGUUCAGAUUCCAAAGGAUUCCAAGUUUAAGACUCCGGUAACGCCCAAAGCUAAGGAAGCUGAAGACCAAGAAGUUAAUUUUUCAGAGAAUUGGCAAGUUAAGUUUCCAGAGGAGUUGGAAGCUACCAAAACAUCUGAAGGUUUCUGCUCCUACAUUGUCUCAAGUGAAUGUGAAAAAAGAGCCAGAUGUUCCUGAGGUCUUGGAUGAUAAGAGUGUUACAGAAGUUUUAGAGGUUCAUGCUCCUUCUGAAGUGUCUGGAGUUAAAGUUUCAAAAGAGUCUGAUGUUCCCGAGGUCCUGGAGGAUUAAAUACCUAAAGUCAUGACCGAUGAAGUUAAAGCUGCAGAGUCAGAACUUCUAAAGGUUUCAGAGGUUACAACUUCAGAGGAUUAAGACUGACCAAGACGCAAGCAAAGUUAAGACUACAGAAGAAACAAAGGUUUCAGAGUUUGUGGAUGCUCAAGAGAAGAUUGAUAAAUCUGAAUCUCAGAUUCUUGAGGACACUAAAUUGACAGAAGACAAAAACAAAAUUGUGAAGCGUAAAACAAAAAAAGGAGAAAAAGAUACACAAUCUAACAUGCGAGUUACAAGUUUACCAACCAGGAGUAGCUAAAAAUUAUAUUUUAAAUUUUCAAAAAGAAGACACAUUUGUGUUCAAAAAAA
This is a messenger RNA of Brassica napus (rape), 3532 nucleotides long. RefSeq names its product mediator-associated protein 2-like. The transcript is spliced from 6 exons. Bases 135 to 773 code for a protein of 212 amino acids. The record is from RefSeq and is a predicted model, not a curated record. NCBI's taxonomy places the organism in Eukaryota, Viridiplantae, Streptophyta, Magnoliopsida, Brassicales, Brassicaceae.